AUGCCAUCCAACUACGACCUCGACCGUCAGAAUGAAUCUGACAUCUUAAAGAUCGCCCCCAAACUGAAAGGGGAUUCUAACUUUGCUCAGUGGCAGCACCGGCUCUACAUGGCAUUGAAGGAAAACAACAAAAUUUGCAUUGAAAUCAUUCAUGGUAUUGUUCAACAACCCCCUCCACCGGAUCUCUAUAAAUCUAUAGAAGUUAUUCGGGAAUUUGCCAUGCAUCAGGUUGUUAGUACUGCAUCCGCUUCCGGUUUGAAAGAUCCUACAUCUACAGUUACAGACAAUGUUGUUAGAGAGCUUGUUAAAGAACGUAAGCGGGAAAACGCUGAGAUCUCAGUGAAGCAUCAGAUAGUCCAUCAUAAAUGGGAUCUUGUCAAUACUCGCUGCUGCAACCUUAUCAUUAGCACCCUCGACAUCGUUCCUACGUCUUAUAGAUAG
This is a messenger RNA of Penicillium mononematosum, 441 nucleotides long. RefSeq lists its product as uncharacterized. NCBI's taxonomy places the organism in Eukaryota, Fungi, Ascomycota, Eurotiomycetes, Eurotiales, Aspergillaceae. The coding region runs from base 1 to 441 and encodes 146 amino acids. The record is from RefSeq and is a predicted model, not a curated record. The transcript has a single exon.